Molecule: messenger RNA, 4635 nt
Organism: Chara braunii
Lineage: Eukaryota; Viridiplantae; Streptophyta; Charophyceae; Charales; Characeae
Source: the annotation of a GenBank genome assembly
CCUGGCUCCCAUUGCCCCUCCUUUUUUCUUCCCGUCCUCCACGCUCGCGCCGCUUGCUGGGCUCUGGCGGGCGAGUGUUUGGUAGGGAAAGGAAGUCGUAGAGAGACAUAUGGCGGAGAUGGAAGUCCGGAUAUGGUGGAUAUCAAGAUGAAUCUGGACGGUGGUGGGGGCCUUUCCUCAAGGCAGGAGUCGUCUCUGGAGCGAGACCUGGAGGGGGAUCCAGAAGGUGGCGACUUGGGUGGCUGUGGUGCGGCCAAGUCAUGUGCAGCAGGGGGGGAAGACGGGAGUCAUCUCUUUGGCGAAGAGGAUGAAGGGGCACCUGCCACGCGCUCGCCGGCGCGGAGCAAUCCCGCUGCCCGUUACGCACCGGAAGAUUCUCCUUUUUUCAAAUACGCGUGCUCUCUCUCUCCUAUCAAACUCUCAAAGACUGUGCAUAUUCAGACGUACAACGAGUUAUGUCCAAGGUACUCUCCUCCUCCUACCGUUUUCAAGUCACCUUGUUCGCGGUUCGCGAGGCAAUGGCGCACGUCGGAUGUGGAGCAGAGAGGAGGAGGAGGACCAGGAGCAGCCGCAGGAGUAGGAGCAGGAGUAGGAGCAGGAGGAGGAGCAGGAGGAGGAAACGUCGAUGGGGGUCGAUUGGUCGCAGGCGGCGGUAUGGUAAUGACCACCAUGGGGAGCUUUACUCCUGCCAUUGCUACGGGUAGCUUUGUACCUCCUUGUGCAACGGUCAUGCCGACUACAACAGCUGCUGAAAUGCAAAUACCGAUAUUGGUUGGAGGAGGAGGAGGAGGAGGAGGAGGAGGAGGAGUGAAGCUGGCGUUGGGAGCAGUACGGUCAUCGAACGGAUCAGCGAUGGCUACACCCAGUGCAUCAACGGUGGCUAUGGCAGGCGGUGGCUCCGCUGCGCCAGGAAAUGCUGUCAAGAUUUCCUCCACUUGUUCAUCGUCAGAGAUAGUGAUGAAGCGGGAAAAAUGCGUGCUUUUGGACGCUUCCCACGUGUCAGUUUCCGCUGUGACCGCAGCUACAGAUAUGAGGGGAGCAGAGGAGGAUGCGUGUACCAGCGUGUCGGAGGGGAGAGUGGGUUCGUCUACCGGGUUUUCCGGCUCGGACGUUAGCGCCACGUCGGACGAACGCUCGUCAUCGUUGCUGAGGGCAGGUGGGUUACGGGAAGCAGCAGCUGGCCCUAUGUGUCGACCGCUGACUUUGGCCUUUCAGCCACUUCCUGCUCAAACCGCGGAGGUUGCAGCGCGGGAAAGUGACAAAGCGGAUGUCCACUCUGUCAUGGACGAAGGAGCCACCGCGACAACUGCUGCUGCGAUUGCUGCGGCAUCCGCUGAUGCGUCUGGUGGGGCAUCUGCGGCGGCGGGUAUUGCAGCUACCGUAAACUUGCCACCUUGGUUCUCAAAUAACGUGGUUUUGACUGGGCUUUCUAUUACGAAAUCAAUGAAGAAUCACGACGAUAGCUCACGAGGGUUCCGCCGCCGUCGAUGCUUGGAUUUCGAGCCAGGCGCUGGUCAGAAGCGGGGAGCAUUAGCUGCAGGCGAGGUAGUAGUUGGAGAAAGAGGGGGAGAAGAGAGGGCAGAAGAGAGGGGAGAGAGAGAAGGAGAAAAGGGAGGAGAAAGAGAAGAAACGGUAGAAGUAGGAGGAAGAGUAGCAGUAGGAGGAGCAGAAGGAGGAGGAGAAGGCGAAGAAGUCAAGGUCAAACGGGAGUGUGAGAGCAGUGCAGAGGAGCCGGAGGGGGAUGUCAAGUUCGUCCGACCUUCGGUUGUGACACCAGGUGGCAGAUCGAUGGAGCUCGGGACAGUAGAGGAAGUUUCUGGGGGCAGCAAUGCUGCCCCUACAGCGAUGAGGAGGACGGGAGAGGAAGAGAUGGUCUCCACCUCCCCGUUGAAGACGGCUUCGGCUAUGGAAGCGACCUCUGCUCUUGACGCGUCUGAUGCUGUAUCCACAGUCAUGGUGUGUGACAAGACCCCUCCCGUCGCGCAGGUAAGCGUUCCUCGCGUGACAGCAGGCGCAGGCGGAGAAGGCUGUGGGGAAGGGGCCAAAAGACUCGGAAGAGGAGAUGGUGGCCGUGGCUCUUACCUCGACGCUGGCAGACCGCCGGGAGCUCUUCCCAUCGCCAGUAGCGCAUCAGCCGCUGACGCCGCCGCUCAUUUUGUAACUAGCGGAGAUUUAGCACAGAGAGGAGGUGGAGGUGGAGGUGGUGCGGAAGGAGCAUAUGGUAGAUGUAACGAAGCUAGUACGGUGGAAAGUGGAAGUAUGCGGAUCCCUCUGAGCCCUGUGGGGCUAGCAAAUCUACAACAAGGCGUCAAUGAUGGGAGCGGGAUUAGGUGGGGGGGGAAGGGGGGGUUGGUGGAUCUCUGCAAUAAGAAAGUGAACACGUUCUCCCCAGCCAUCCAAUCACACUACCGUAAGACGGUGGCGGGUGAAGGGGAGGGCGAGUCGACUACCCUUGGUAGCAGCGGAUGUUCCGAAUCACAAGGUGAGGUAAUGGUGGACGGUGGUGGCUUUCAGCAGCCAUGUCUGGCUUCUUCUGCGGUGAGAGAAGCACUGUCGUCAGGAGCUGUGGCGGGAAAUAGGGUCAGCAUGCAGGAGAAAGCAAUGUCGAUCGAGAAGGAAAGGGAAGAGAGGAAAACAACAGCAGUGCAAAAGAAAACCGAGAAGAAGGGUGGGGCGAAUGCAAAUGUCAAGUCUUCAUGCAUUAAGAGAGCAGCGGAGGACAGGCUGAUGGGGGGCAAAAGGAGUGGAGGAGGGGGAGGAGGAGCGGCAAGUGGAGGAUGCGAAGAAUUGAUGGGUGGUGGAGGAGGACUUAACAGGGGUGGCGGCAUUACGUGGGCCCGAGCCCCGACUUGGGGACCUCAGUCGGCGAUUCGUCUGGUCCGGAGCGAUCCGGUUUCGGCCGGAGAACUGUCCUUGGCAGCCGAGAAUCAAGGUUCAGUAAGCGGGCCUGUGCAAUUAUGGGACUACGACUUUUAUCACCAUCAUAUCCAGCAGCAGCAACAUAAUCAUCAUCAUCAACAACAACAACAACAACUACAACAACAGCACCAACAACACCGACACCAACAACAGCAGCAUCAGCAACAGCGGCGGCGACUGCUGCCUAGAGUGGAGGGCCCGGACCUACAACAGAUAGGCGAGCGAUCGGCGGAUGCGUCAGAAAGUGAAGGGGCUGGGAGACUUCCGAUCUUGAAGAGGAGGAAAUCAUCUGGAUCGUCGGGUAUUACUGGCGAGGAGGGUACGCCAUCCUCCUCUUGCAAGCGCUGUAACUGCAAGAAGUCCAAAUGCUUAAAGCUUUACUGCGACUGCUUUGCUGCAGGGUCUUACUGCGCGGCCAGCUGUUGUUGCCAAAACUGUCUGAAUCUUCCCGAGUACGAGGAGAUCAUUCAGGAUACGAGAGCAGGGAUCGAGGCGAGGGAUCCUCUGGCGUUCACUCCCAAGAUCAUAAUGGCAGGAGGAACCGGAGGGGGGGGAGGGGGAAGCGCUGGGGGGGCAACAGCAGCAGCAGCAGCCUUGUCGGCACCAGGGGGAGGGGGAGGGGGAGGGGGAGGAGGAGGAGGAAUGGCAGACGCAGGAAGGGGGGAGGGGGAUAACCCCGCAGCGGCGCAAGAGGAGGAAUUUGUAGAAUCUUCCGCCUCCGCAAGACACAAGCGUGGGUGUAAUUGUAGAAGGUCCCAUUGUCUGAAAAAAUACUGCGAGUGCUAUCAGGCAGAGGUGCCCUGCUCGGUCUCGUGUAAGUGUUCGGGGUGUGGGAACCCCUUUGGGACUAAGGUCGGGGUCGGGGGAAAAGAACAGGGGGCAGAGGAGCGGGAAGACGCGAAAGCCGCGGCGGUGGGGGCCGGGUUGGUCGUGGCGGAAAUUGAAACUACUGAGAGAAGUGUGAACGGUGCUGCUGUUGUCGUUGCCAGUGGCAGGAGAUCUGCUAUUGGAGGGAUGGAAUUUCGCAAGCAGCAGCAGCAGCAGCAACAUCAUUUCGUUGGCCAGUCAGGGGUACUGCCAUCGCCAAUGUCCUUAGUUGGGGAAAGCGGGGGGGGGGGAUCAGCGGCAGUGGCAGGGGCAAUCGCGCCGGUUGGCGGGGGGGGGAACCGGAUACCGAUCUUGUUCUCGCCUGGAAGUUUUGCGACGUCAGGGUCCGCGGAAAUUGGCUCGCAUUCGUGGACGUCCAAUCCGCACUUUGACUUUCCGGCGUCCUCACCUGGAGGUGGUGGGCUGUUGACGCCAACCAGUGCGCUUGCUAGCGCUCAGGCGCAGCCGUCGCUCCUGGGGGCCGGUAUGAGCGGCGUCGGCGGAGAUCCCGCGGGCUGUCAGCUGGCAAUGUCAGCAACGUCUGUUGACGGGGAAAGGCGGGAGUCGCUGUCAUCCUCCAUUUCCGGAGGUUUGGCGAUAGCGGCAGGAGGAGCAGUUGUAGGAGGGGAAGGAGGAGGAGGCGGCGGAGUAGGAGAAGGAGGGCAAGGAGGUGAUACCAAGCAGAUCGGGGUUGGAGAAGACGGGGCAGGUUCAGGGCUCUGCUCCGUACCAGUCGCCCCCUGCUCGGUCGGGAUCUCUCAAACGGUCUCGAUUUUGCCCCCGACCGUCGCAUACCAAGGUCUCCUUCCUAGAUGACGCCUGGACAUCUCGGAGGGAGUUCGACCCCAU